Alternaria incomplexa is the source of this 3111-nucleotide messenger RNA. RefSeq lists its product as uncharacterized. NCBI's taxonomy places the organism in Eukaryota, Fungi, Ascomycota, Dothideomycetes, Pleosporales, Pleosporaceae. Gene Ontology annotation, molecular function: carbohydrate binding; beta-galactosidase activity. The record is from RefSeq and is a predicted model, not a curated record. Gene Ontology annotation, cellular component: beta-galactosidase complex. Gene Ontology annotation, biological process: lactose catabolic process. Bases 1 to 3111 code for a protein of 1036 amino acids. The transcript is spliced from 3 exons.
AUGUCCUCAGGUCAACACCCAGCGAGCGUUCCAGACUGGAACAACCUCGAUGUCCUCCACAAGAACACGCUGCCUGCGCGCGCAUACUUUCACAACUACGCAUCGGGGGCUGAUGCGCUUAGUUCCGAUGUGAACAAGUCUACAACCCACAGCCUCUCCGGCACGUGGAAGUUCCAGCAUUCAUACUCGCCUUUUGAGGCUCCGGAAGGAUUUGAAUCGACCACAUUCGACACAUCAUCAUGGAGCGACAUUGCCGUGCCAGGCAUGUGGCAGCUGCAGGGCUUCGGCAAAGGCCCGCAAUAUACCAACGUAAUCUAUCACAUUCCGGUUGAUCCUCCCAACGUGCCUUUUACCGAGAACGAGACUGGAUCCUACGUUCGUAAGUUCAAGGUCCCGAAAGAUCUCCAGGACGGUCAGCUUCGACUCCGCUUUGAAGGUGUCGACGCCGCUUUCCACGUCUGGGUGAAUGGUAAAGAGGUUGGCUAUUCUCAGGGUAGCAGAAACCCUGAUGAGUUUGAUAUUACCUCGUUCGUCGAUCUCAAUGCUGAGAACACCCUGGCUGUUAGGGUGUACCAGCAUUGUGACGGAACGUACAUCGAAGACCAAGACCAGUGGUGGCUGAGUGGCAUAUUCCGUGACGUCUUCCUGGUUGGCUUCCCCAAGGCUUCCCGAAUCGAGAACGUCUUUGCCCAGACGCUUCUGGAUUCAUCCUACACUGAUGCCGAACUCAAAGUCAAGAUCAGUGCGACUGGAUCUGGCAAGGUUGCAGUAAAGCUGCUGGACGCAAAGAAGCAAGAAGUCGCCUCAUCCGAGGCGGAUAUCAAGGGUGAUGGUGUGACUGAACUCAGUAUCCAGGUGAAGGACCCGCUCAAGUGGACUGCUGAGUCGCCAAACCUCUACCAUCUUGUCGUCUCUUCCGGCGAUCAAGUUAUUGCCCAACGCAUUGGCUUUAGACAAGUCGAGAUGAAAGAUGGCUUGAUCAAAGUCAAUGGUAAGAGAGUCGUUUUCCGCGGCGUCAACCGCCAUGAACAUCAUCCCACUCUUGGUCGUGCUGUGCCUUAUGAGUUUAUGAAAGAGGAUCUCCUUCUCAUGAAGCGUCACAACAUCAACGCCAUCCGCACAUCUCAUCAGCUCAACGACCCACGACUGUACGACCUCGCAGACGAGAUGGGUUUUUGGGUCAUCGAUGAAGCAGACGUGGAAUGCCACGGCUUUGAGAGUAUCGCCGAUGCCGCGCUUUCGAAGGAGGAGCGCAACUUGCCGUUCCGUGAGCGUCAGCUUAUAACUAGGGACAAGGCCGCGGAAUGGACGACCGACAACUCAGAUUGGACGAAGGCGUAUGUGGACCGUGCAGAAGCACUCGUCAAGAGAGACCAGAUGCAUCCAUCGAUCAUCAUCUGGUCUCUUGGCAACGAGGGUUUCAUGGGUCGAAACUUCGUGGCCAUGUACGAGCACAUCAAGAAGUACGACGACAGCCGGCCUAUUCACUACGAAGCGGACAUUUACGCAGACACCAUGGAUAUGUACUCCAGGAUGUAUCCUCCGCUUGACGAGAUCAUCAAAUUUGGUCAAGACAAGGAAAAGAAGAAGCCACUGGUGCUUUGUGAAUACAUCCACGCCAUGGGCAACGGCCCCGGUAAUAUCAAAGAGUACAUCGAUGCCUUCUACAAGUACCCAACUUUACAGGGAGGUUUCGCUUGGGAAUGGGCGAACCACGGUCUUCUCACCAAGGACAAGCAGACCGGCGAAGAAUUCUACGCCUAUGGUGGUGAUUUCGGCGAAGAGGUUCACGACUCCACCUUCGUCAUGGACGGUCUUGUCAACUCUGAUCAUUCGCCCAACGCUGGCUUAAUCGAGUACAAGAAGGCUAUCGAGCCUGUACAGCUUCUAGAAGUGAAUGGUUCAAAGGCGACGUUCAUCAACCGGUACGAUUUCAUCACGCUCGAUCACUUGGUCUGCAAAUACACAUCAGUCUCCUCUUCAUCCUCUGAUGGGGUUACUGGAGAUCUGCAAAUUCCUUCUGGUAUCUUGCCUGGCCAAACCUUCGAGGUGCAACUUCCAACGAUCGAAGCUCGCGAGGAGGAGGUCUUGGUUAGUAUCUCGUUCCAGUUGAAGGAGGCUACACCAUACCUAAAGGCAGGAUUCGAGAUCGCAACAGCACAGGUACCUGUGACUCCGAUGUCGUCCUUGAAGAAGCCUCAAUCAUCAGGCAAGCAAGUCACUGUUGAGACACCAUCCCGCAACACCCUCAAGAUUACGACGGAUCAAGCCACCUGGGAGUUCAACACGCUCCACGGCAGUCUCACCUCCUGGAAGCAAGGCUCGACUGAGCUCAUCUCCAAAGCACCUGAAAUGGACAUCUUCCGUGCACCUACCGACAACGACAUCCCGCAAGACGGCUGGGACUGGAAGGACAAGCAACUACACCACGCAAAGCCAUUGACCCGCAGAGUCGAGUGGUCUCAGUCGGGCUCUGAGACUUUCAAGAUCACUGUGCACCAACGCGUCGCGCCUCCAGUCCUCUCAUGGUCCAUCGACUGCGUUCUCACAUACACAUUCAGCGCCAACGGCACCCUAUCCGUCCACGUCACCGUCACACCCAAGGGCGAGAACCUACCCCGCACGCUCCCCCGCAUCGGCCUCGUCAUGGAGCUCCCCGCGCAAUUCCAACACGUCGAAUGGUUCGGCCGCGGCUUCGGCGAGACCUACCGCGACAGCAAGCUCUCCCAGCCCGUAGGCAAAUACACAGCCUCCAGCAUCGACGCCCUCUGGAUCGACUACGAAGUACCCCAAGAAUCGGCGAACCGCACAGAUACCCGUUAUGUUAGCGUUACGAAUGAUAGCGGCGCAGGAUUGCUCGCUCAGUUCGCGGAUAAGAAGGGUGGGCAGAGGAAGUUGUUUGACUUCCAGGUUAGCCAUUAUAGGAUGAAGGAUGUUGCGGCUGCGGACCAUCCGCAUGAGUUGAGGAGGAAGAAGAGGGAGGAGGUUGUGCUGAGGUUGGAUGCGGAACAUCAUGGGUUGGGGAGUGGGAGUUGUGGGCCAAGGACGCUGGAUGAGUAUAGUUUGCUGUGCGUGCCUUUUGAGUUUGAGGUUGUGCUGCAGGCACCGUGA